AUCACGUGCAUAAUGCAUGUAUGUAAAAUUUUAUUUUUUUUUUUUGAAUGGCAUAUAUGUAAAACUAAGUAAUCUUCUUCUUCUUCUUCUCUUUUCUCUUCUCUUCUGAACUCCAUGAUUCCUCUGAAAGUUCAACCGCACCACCUGUCUUUCUUCCUUUCCCAAAAUAUCCCUCUCCCUUCCUUUAUCUAUUCAGUCUCCCACAGACCCAGCAGGUGUCAUUUCAAACCCAAUCGUCACUGCUUUUCACAUUCACCCUCUCCUAUCCCAAUCCCUCGCUCCUCCAACCUCACCUUCAACCCCCCGAGGGUCCUCAAAAUUGAACCAUUGUUUUUCCAAAAUGAUGAUGAUAAAGACAAACCUUCGCCUCAGGUUGACGAUUUGUCUUCAAGGGGAGUGGUGUAUCAGAAAACUUUGGCAUUGGUGGAGUGUUCCAUGUUUGCUGCUCUCACCGGCUUAGUCUAUUUUUUGAGUAAUUCUUUAGCGAUUGAGAAUUAUUUUGGAUGCUUCUUCUCACUUCCAAUAGUGAUUUCAUCAAUGAGAUGGGGAAUUCCAGCUGGAAGAAAGACUAUGGUGGCAACAACUAUGCUAUUACUUGUGUUGUCCGGUCCUGUAAAAGCAUUAACCUACCUGCUUAAGCAUGGUCUAGUUGGUUUGACAAUGGGUGCUUUGUGGAGGUCAGGAUCAGAUUGGAAGCUCUCAAUUUUUCUAUGCACAAUUGUCCGCGCUCUUGGUGCUGUCGGAUAUGUUUUGAUUACUUCGUUUAUAAUCAGGGAAAACAUAUUGGCUUUGAUCACAAUAAAUAUACAUGCUUCUCUUACAUUCUUGAUCACUGCAGCAGGAGUUUAUACAGUUCCGUCAAUGAAUACAAUUUACAUUAUCUUCGGGGUUCUGGUUUUUCUAAAUAGUGGAUCAUUUGUGUUCCUGCUGCACCUGUUGUAUUCUGUUUUCCUAACCAGGCUUGGAUUAAGGGCCUCAUUAAGAAUGCCAAAAUGGCUGGAGAAAGCAAUAUAAUUUAGUAAAGCAUUUGUAAAGAUGAGUUAAUUAUUUGUUGGGGCGGCUAAAUUAGUGGUAUUCAGUUCAUUCAUCACAUUUUUACUAUCAGCUACCCUUUCAAGAAAAUAUGAUUCCUGUAAUUGUUAAAAGAAGUGCCAAUAUCAUAGCUGUUAUGGGACUCAUAAUAAUGUAGUAGUGAUAUUUGGAAUGCGGCUGCAUUGGUAGUAAAGGGAGGAAAUAGAAUUAGACCAGAGUAAUUUAUUUAAAAUAUAAAAUAAUAAGGAAUAUUUGAAAUGAAAAUACUUAAUAAAUUAUUAUAUUUGUAACA
Cannabis sativa is the source of this 1324-nucleotide messenger RNA. RefSeq lists its product as uncharacterized. The coding region runs from base 115 to 1014 and encodes 299 amino acids. The transcript has 8 exons. NCBI's taxonomy places the organism in Eukaryota, Viridiplantae, Streptophyta, Magnoliopsida, Rosales, Cannabaceae. The record is from RefSeq and is a predicted model, not a curated record.